AUGGAUUUGUUGGUCGAGGAUAUAAAUAUUUUUGAAUCUGAUGAUGAUGAAUUUGUGGAAAGAAGACCUUAUACAUUAAGAAACAAACUGGAUAAUUUUCAAAAAUGGGAUGACGUAGAAUUUUUUGAACGCUUUCGUUUAAAAAAGAAUACAGUGCUUGGUUUAUUGCAUACAAUUGAAGACCAGUUGUUAAUACUGUGGAACAAAUCAAGAUCACAGACACCGAUGAACCAGUUAUUGUUAACAUUGAGGUUUUAUGCCACGGGCAAUUUUCUGCGUGCCAGUGGUGAUUUUAGUGGAGUGAGCAUUAGUACUGCUUCUCGAGUUGUUGCAAAAGUAUCCACGGCAAUUGCUUUAUUAUCAGCAAGAAUGAUCAAAAUGCCUCAAGGUAAUGAGGAAAUUCGUACAACGCAACGAGCUCAUUCCACCAAAUUGAAUUGA
This is a messenger RNA of Cyphomyrmex costatus, 441 nucleotides long. RefSeq lists its product as uncharacterized. The coding region runs from base 1 to 441 and encodes 146 amino acids. Lineage: Eukaryota; Metazoa; Arthropoda; Insecta; Hymenoptera; Formicidae. The transcript is spliced from 2 exons. The record is from RefSeq and is a predicted model, not a curated record.